Molecule: messenger RNA, 398 nt
Organism: Suillus subaureus
Lineage: Eukaryota; Fungi; Basidiomycota; Agaricomycetes; Boletales; Suillaceae
Exons: 11
Source: RefSeq, a predicted model, not a curated record
UUGUAAUCAUUACUAUGACAAUCUAUGACUACGUGCUUCAGUUCGAGAAAGAGGUCACGUUUUUUUGGGAAAGACAGUGGUCAGUGAUGGCAUAUCUAUACAUUGUCGUUCGAUAUUUUGGUAUUGUCCUUGCAAUGUUCGGCCUCUGUACCUGGGGAGGUCUACUUUAUAUGCCUGAAGCAUCGUACGUCAGAAGUUCGCUUGAUAGUUCGGCCUGACCUGCUGCUGACCUCUUGUUUAGUUGUUAUGGUACGCUUCUGUUCAUGCAAUGGGGUCUUUCUGGAUACUUUUGCUUGGCAGAAGUCAUUCUCAUCUGGCGUCUUUAUGUUCUAUACAACCAAUCCAAGCUCAUACUUUAUGUUCUACUGGGGUUCUUCGUACCUGUCGUCGUGCUCUAU